GACUCGCAUCACGACGAGCUGUUUACAUCCGCUCCGCCGCUGCUGACGUAGUGCGAAGGGGGCGUUCGGUGCGCUCGUAAGAAAUACUCCGCGAGGCUGCUGAUGCGUUAAAAAGGCGAAGCAGCCCUCGCAAGAUCGGCUGUUGCCCCAGAUUGAUGGACAAGAAUGGCCCGAAUCUCAAUGGACUGCGUGACCUCUCUACCGGGGAUCCCCCUCAGUGUGCUGUCAGUGCCCAUGGAGAAUAAAUACAAAUGUCAGCAGUGUCUCCAGGUCCUGAGGAAGCCUGUCCAGGCUCAGUGUGGCCACCGCUUCUGUGUACACUGCUUCAGGCAGCUCACCAGUUCUGGGCCAAAGCCUUGUGAAGCCUGCCGCCAAGAGGAAAUAUACGAGGAGCCAAUCUCCAUCCUGAACAGUAAUGAGGCUUUUCCAGACAAUGCAGCAGGUCGAGAAAUUGCAAGUCUGCCGGCCAGGUGUUUGAACCAGGGCUGCAGCUGGACAGGAUCAAUAAAGGAGUAUGAGGCGCAGCAUGAAGGCUGCUGUGAAUUUGAGCGGGUGCAGUGCGACGCCUGCCAGGCCUCGAUCCUGCGGUCGGACAAGUGCAGACACAGCGAGAGAGAAUGUGAGGCAAGAACGCUCAACUGCAAAUACUGCAAGAUGUCAUUCAACUUUAAAGAAAUUAAGGCCCACGAUGAAAUCUGCUUGAAGUUUCCCUUACAAUGCAAAGACUGCGGCAAGAAGAAGAUCCCGAGAGAAAAGUUCAGCGAUCACAGCCGGAUCUGCGCCAAGUCAAAGAGUGCCUGUCCGUUCAGCGAAGUGGGCUGCAAGUUUGUGGUGGACAAUGGGAAGCUCGCAGACCAUGAGCACAGCAGCACCAUGGAGCACUUGCGUCUGCUGCUGCCCAUGGUCCAGUCCAUGCCUCGGGCACGUGCAGAGGCCCUUGGUCCCGGGGAUUGGCAGGAGGACUCUGGUCUGGGCCUGUACAGGGCUCCUGAGGAGGGAGUCCCUGUGGGCGCUGGAGCCUCGGCCUCCACGCCGCCCGUAGGCCUGGAAAAAAAGGUGAACGCUUUAGAAAACAUAGUGUGUGUCCUGAACCGGGAAGUGGAGCGCAGCUCGGUUACAUUGGAAGCCUUUGCACAUCAGCAUCGUUUGGACCAAGAAAAGAUUGAAAACAUGUCUAACAAAGUGCGACAGCUGGAGAGAACGCUGACUAUGAGAGACCUGCAGCUGUCGGAGACCGAACAGCUGAUGAGGGAACUCCAGUUCUGCACCUUUGACGGGAUAUUCGUGUGGAAAAUCUCAGAGUUCUCGCGCCGCAGACAGGAUGCCGUGGCUGGACGAACUCCUGCGAUGUUCUCACCUGCGUUUUACUCCAGCAAAUACGGCUACAAAAUGUGUCUGCGGCUGUAUCUGAAUGGCGACGGGACGGGUCGGGGAACACACCUUUCGCUGUUCUUCGUCGUCAUGAGGGGCCGGUGCGACGCUCUGCUGAAGUGGCCGUUCAGUCAGAAGGUGACUCUAAUGCUCUUGGAUCAAAAUAACCGGGAGCACAUUAUCGACGCCUUCCGGCCAGACGUCACAUCCACGUCCUUCCAGCGGCCAAUCAGUGAGAUGAACAUCGCCAGUGGGUGCCCGCUGUUCUGUCCACUGGCUAAACUGGCUGGAAAGAGCCCCUAUCUGAGAGAUGACACCAUUUUCAUCAAAGCCAUCGUAGACCUCACAGGCUUAUAGAGUGUAGACUGUGGAAGUUGCACUGAAGUUUCCUGAAAAAAUCUCUAAUAAAUAAUAAUAAAUACUGAUAAUAUAUAUAUAAACAUAAUAUUAUUUUAUAGUAAUAUUAGCUAUAUCUUCAAUAUGAUAUCAUACAUACACUAUACAUUAAUAAUAUAAUUUAUGGUUCUGGGAGAGGGUCACUUUAUGGUGGAGGCUAAAUAACCAACCCAUCAUGGUGGUAGUUCUGUUAAAUGAUUAUUAGUUUAUUUGUGUAUUUCAGUGUAACGCUGUCAGCAGGCUUUAAGAGGAAGCGCUGAAGAGCUAAAUAGUUGUUUCAUGAUGAAAAUAGGCCUGCAACCAUCUGUCAUGAAUGUGACUCUUGGCAUUUUGAUGAAACCUUAUAGUUUAUAACUUAUAAACCAAAUAUUAUAAAAUAUUAUAUAUAAUUAAACUUUUUUAUAUAUAUAUUGCUUUUCUAGUCUUAUCGACAACUCAAAGCGCUUUUACAGUACAAGUCACGUUAACCCAUUCACACACAUUCAUACAGCGCUGCUAUUUUCUGCGCUUUCUCCGUCACAUUCAUACACUGAGCCAUCAGAGGCAAAGUAGGGUUCAUGACUCGUUUAAGGACUGGGAGAAGCCGGGAUCGAACUACUGGCCUUCUGGUUAGUGGAUGACCAUCUCUACCUCCUGAGCCACAGCCGCCCCUCCUAAGAAAGAAGUAAACAAGCAAAACAAGGAAAGAAUAUAGGUCUGUGUUUUCACUUCACCUGUAGAACGCCCCCCCCCCCUUUUAUCUAUUGCAUAUAACAGUAGUUUACAAUAAAUAAAUAAACACUUAAUACAUUGUCUAUCCAUUUUAACUCAGCUGUAUUAGUACCCAUAAAUUUUGAUAACUAACUAUAUUAUUAUAUAUAUUAUAUUCACUAGUAUAUUCUAUACUAUAUAUGAUUUUCCUUUGUACUAUUAAUGCCUUGGUGUUAAACAUGUUUAUUGAUCAUCCUACAUUUUGUGUUAAGAAAUUAAUUCCAAACAUGAAAUUGAAAUUUGUGGAAUUGUAUGUAAAUUACAUAAACUGUACAUUAAAGUACACCUCUCCAAUGGGUGGGAA
This is a messenger RNA of Scophthalmus maximus (turbot), 2821 nucleotides long. RefSeq names its product Tnf receptor-associated factor 2b (gene traf2b). Bases 166 to 1728 code for a protein of 520 amino acids. The transcript is spliced from 11 exons. NCBI's taxonomy places the organism in Eukaryota, Metazoa, Chordata, Actinopteri, Pleuronectiformes, Scophthalmidae. The record is from RefSeq and is a predicted model, not a curated record. Gene Ontology annotation, molecular function: tumor necrosis factor receptor binding; ubiquitin protein ligase binding; ubiquitin-protein transferase activity. Gene Ontology annotation, biological process: regulation of apoptotic process; protein K63-linked ubiquitination; positive regulation of canonical NF-kappaB signal transduction. Gene Ontology annotation, cellular component: plasma membrane signaling receptor complex; cytoplasmic side of plasma membrane.